GGAAACCCUCCCGUUAUCUCCUCCUGUGUGCCCGCUUUGCAUGGCUCCCGGUCGGCCGGCCGGACAAUAGACAGCCCGCCUGUCCGCUGCAGCAGCAGCAGCAGCAGCAGCUUCUCCUCCUCCACCCGGGGGAGCUUUCUGAGCGCUCCUGCCCAGGGUCCCUGCAGCACCCACCAAAUGGCUGGACACGAGUGGGACGACUGGUUCGAGCGGGAGGAAUUUAUCGGACAGAUCAGCGACAUGCGGGUGCAGAACCUGCAAGUUGAAAGAGAAGUGGUUCAGAAGAGGACCUUCACGCGAUGGAUGAACCUGCACUUAGAGAAGUGUGACCCACCCAUUGAGGUCCAUGACCUUUUCCGGGACAUACAGGAUGGACACAUCCUCAUGGCCCUGCUGGAGGAGCUGUCCGGCUGCAAGCUGCUUCAUGGAUUCAAGAAGUCCUCCCAUCGUAUUUUCAGACUCAACAAUAUCGCCAAGGUCCUGUCUUUCCUGGAGGAGAGAAACGUAAAGCUGGUCAGCAUUGAUGCAGCUGAUGUUGCUGAUGGAAACUCCUCCAUCAUCUUGGGACUCAUUUGGAACAUCAUCCUCUUCUUUCAGAUUAAGGAGUUGACUGGCAACAUCAGGAGCCAGUUCCCCUCCUCCUCCAGCCUGUCAUCCAUCCCCACCAGCUCCGACUCCGACACAUCCUUCUGCAGCACGCCUUCAGACGAGAGACAGUCGGCGUCCACGGCCAUGCGAGAACAUGGCAAGGCCAUCAAGAAGCUGCUGCAGUGGGUACAGAAGCGAACACGCAAGUUCAGUGUGGCAGUGCAGGACUUUGGGAAGAGCUGGACAAGUGGUCUGGCCUUUCUUGCUGUCAUUAAGUCCAUUGACCCCAGCCUGGUGGACAUGAGGAGGGCACUGCUGAGGACCGCCAGAGAGAAUCUGGAGGACGCCUUCAGAAUAGCCCAUUACAGCCUGGGUAUCCCACGCCUACUGGAGCCUGAGGAUGUGACCAUCAACGCACCAGAUGAGCAAUCAAUCAUGACCUAUGUGUCCCAGUUCCUGGAGCACUUUCCUGGCAUAGAGGAGCCAGAGGAGCCCUGCCAGCUGAUUGAAAGAAGUGUCUCUAUGUGCCGACUCAACUUCCGUGAGAGUGACUCUGACUACAUAAGGAAUGGCGCUCACAGAAACAGAGUGAGGGAGAGGUCCUAUAUGUUCCAGAGGGACAGUGGCCAACCCCCACCCAAAAUCUUAAUUUCUUCAGUGUCAGAGGACAGGAGCACUAUGUCACCCCCCUUCAGAGCGGCUGCAGCUCGCUCGUGGUCCAGUGAAGACUUCUUAGCAGAUUCCCCACAUAUGGGGGACAUCUCCAGCAAUGUGGCUGAAGAGCCGAAGGAAACUGCCAGUGAGGUCUUAAUCGACUCGACAGCUGACUCCCUACAACUGUCUUGCACUCAGUCGCCCACUGGCUCAUCAGUACCUGAAUCUGUUAACACUGAGUCAGUAAUUGGCGACUCAGCUAUCAGCUCACCUGACUCAUGGGUGGAUAGUGAGUUUGGCGUCAUGCCAGAGAAGUUUUGUGAGAGCCGAAGCGACAGCUCUUUGUGUGACAGUGGAACAGCCUGGGAUGUGUACCGUGCCACCCCUGUGGAGAUCUCUGCUCUUGAUGAAGGAUUUGUCCCAUCCAUAGAGGGUAGAGGUCCUGAUGAGCAGUCGAUUACUGAGUCGUCUAUAGAUGAAGGGAUUUAUUCACUGAGUUCAUUGGAGAGCACCCAGGAGAGAAUCCAAGGACAGUCAGUGAAAAAGGAAGUGGACGUAGAGAGGGGGAAAGAGGCCGACCUUGAAAAGCACAACCAGGACUUGGCACUAGAGCAGGCACCUGAUCAUAGUGAAGCUGGGAUUACAAAAGAAGAAGGCUCUAAACAGGUGGAUACAAGUCUGCUUCAAAAAGGUGCGGCAACAAGAGAGAAAGAAUCUUCUUUUGGACUGUGUGAUGGAGAGGCACUGGUCAACUCUGGUGCUGAAGUACUCCUUGAAACUGAAAAAACUAGCCACUCCCAACUCAUCUCCAACAAAGAAGAAUUAGUAAAGCAAACCAGUGUUGAAGAGAGCACUUUCAGAGAGCAGGAAGAUCUAAAGAAAGCUUUUGACUUCACUGGGGAUGCACAGGACCAUGAAGGACAAAUAAAAGGCCGAGCUGAAAGUCAGAAUGAAAGAAGUGACUCUAAGGAGCUUGAAGUGGAAACUAAAUGUCAGAAAACGGAUUCUCCUCCAGAGGAGACAAGAGGGAAGUCAAGAGAAGAGUCAGGCAUUUUAAUAGAAAGGGAUGAGGGUGUUGCAAAAACACAAGACAAAGGAAGUGAAGAAGUUCUAAGAGAUAACCUGGAUCAUCAAGAAAGCUUUAGCUCAGUGACCAACCAAGACGGAGCCUCAAAAACAAGUCUUGACCCAACCAUGAACAUGAAUAUUCCUCUCAUCUCUAUUUCCAGUGAGCCAGAAGAGCAGGACAAAGAGGGAAGAUGUGACCUAGAAAGACAUGCUGAAGAUGAGGUACAUCAGGCAGAGGCAACUGGAAGUAAGGGAAGUGACACAGAUGUUAACAGCUCUCAAAGUCCAGAUGAACUGAGCUGUGAUUCCAGUGACAAUAAUGACAAAAAGCCUGUUGACAUUACUUCUAAACCAACAACUUCAGAACAAUUACGAGGCAUAGAAAGUGGGCAUUUGGGUGAUACAGAUGAACAUGACAUGAGCAAAUCAUCAAAUGCAGAUAUAUGUGGGCCAGACACAGCAGACAACAUGGAAAGACAUGAGGCCAAACAGGAAUGUGAGCCUUGUCAGCACGAAUCUCAGACAGGUAACACUGAGAAGGACUUGAUAGCUCAGACCUCUUCUACAGAUGCUAAAUCUCAACCUGUCAUUACUGAGCAGGAAAUAGAUUUAACUGAUCAACUGGAAGGACACCAGGACAAACUGGGUUCCACCUUUUCUGACAUGGAAACAGCUACCACACAGCAGAAGACAAUGGAUCCAGUCAGCUCAAAACACAACGGUACGACAGGGACUUCAUGUUGUGAAGCAGGUACUGUGUCGAGAGACGUGGACUCGUUUUAUACAGACUUUGAUCGAAAUUCUCCCACAGGUGAUCUAGUUGGUGACCCUGUUGAACCCAUGGAUCUGUUCUAUCCUGACAAAGAGGAGCCCAUGUUUACAGAGCCACCUGAUACUGAAAUGCAGAGUUGGCCAUCUGUUUUGAGUGUAUCUGCUCUCCAGCCAGCACCAGCUUCAGAAAGUCUGCCAGAUGACCAGCCACUCAGUCUGCUGGGUGAAGAUUGGAGUGGAGUGGAUUCAAUACAAGAGAAUGACAAGGUCAUCUCUAAGACCAACCAGGAGGCUGACAAAGCAUCUGAAGCCCAGGAACACUGUUGGUUGCCCGGGGAGAAGAUAGGAGGACUCUGGGGUGGUGAUGUUUCCGCAGACGGCAGUGAUCUCAGUGAGGCUGAGCAACAGAUCUCAGGCCGCGCCACAGAAAACACAGAGCUCGUGAGGAGCGACGCUCAAAGUUGCAGCAGGCGAGACGAAAGCCAGAUCCCACCGGUUCUCCGUCAAAGAAAGGGACCUCGCUUCCCCGAGUCCACGGACAAGCAGACUGCAGCGACCAGAAAACCUGACAGUGGUGACUCUGAGGUUUGGUGGAGUGAGAGCUGGGAGCUGUAUCUGCUGCUGCUGCUGUGGCUGCUGCUCUACUGUUUCUGGCUGCUGCCACAGAUGGACCUGAAGACACUGCCCAGCCUGCUGCUGAACCUCAACCACUGAAACACACUCACACUCACACACACGCACACACACACAUAGUUACAGGAAAAGGAGAAUAUUGUCCACCAUAUAAACACCGUCACAAAGACCAACAUAUACACACAACAGACACACAUGCAGCUCAACUGCCACUCCUCUUUCCUUUUCAUUACACCGACUGUACUCCAGAUCAAGUGAAGGCAUUUAAACGAUGUGUAUUUCAAACUACUAAAGCUUUUUUUAGGUUUUUGCUUUUUAGCUUUUGAUGUGGCUUGAAGUAAUCUGUAUGACAGUGUAUCAGGACCGCUGCUGGGAAAAAAGAAGUCUGAGAUUUUGAGAAAAACAUCGCAAUACUUUGAGAAAAGGUCCUAAUCAUAUGAAAAUGAAGCCAUAAUUUUGCAAAAAACUCAUUGUGGUAGGGGAAUUAAAAGUCUGAUUUUUUUAUGAGUAAAAAGCCGUAGUGGUUUAAUUUCAAGAGUUAAGUUGUAAUAAUUUGAGAAAAAAAUCAGUAGGACAUUGUUGUACGUAGAAAAUAUAAAGCUGCAAUUUAAACAAGAAAAUGUCAGAAUAUUUCAAGAAUGAAUUAUUGAAAGAAAAAAAGCAUUCAUAUUUUAAGACUAUAUUGUAAUUGUACAUGGAGAAAUCAUGAUAUUUUGAGAGUUAAGUUGUAAAGGUACAGAAAAAAGUCAAAGGUCAUACUAUUUUGAAAAAAAAAGUCAUGGUAUAAAAAUGAAUGUUAUUCUGAGAAAUAAUACAUCACAUUAAUGAUAAUAAGCAACAUUAUGACAUAAGUCAUAACUUCUUUCUGUUAAGAUGUAUUCUCAUACAGUACAACUUUAUCUCUUAAUAUUAUCUCUUAAUAUAUAGUCAAAUUUGGAUUUUAUUUGUGUAACAUUAUAGUUUUCCUCAAAAAGGCGUCUUCCGUCUCAUAACAUUGCCGUGUGUUACUCAUGAAAUCUCUGAACGGUGGCCCUGAUACUCUGUCACAGAUGUGCUCCUGUUUUAAACACACUAUACAAGUUUGUGGUUUAUUGCUGUGCAAAGCCAACAGAGCUAACCUUGUAAGACUAUAUGACUGUACAGCACUCUGAUCUGUAGAUAGAGAUAUACACAGUGGAUAUAUUAUGGUAUUAUUGAUGCACAGUUGCCUAUCUGAAUAGCCAUUUAACCCAGAUGAAGAUGUUCAAAGUAAAACUGCGUCAGGCUGAUAGUAAUAACUGGAGAUAGUGGAGCUGAAAGAAAAAUGAAAUCAAGGAUAUAAAUGAUAGAGCCAGGCUUUUUGAGCUCAUGUACCUGUACUAUCGUAAAGAGAACUAAUCAGUCUGAAUGAAGGGGUAUUCUUGGAUCUGCUGCACUUUUGAAAACAAAUACAAAACUGCCAAAGAUAGUGCUGAAAGUGCUGAAGACAGAAAGUACACAGCUCACCGCAAGCCCGAUAAUGGAAAUCCUGUUUUUAACACGUAGAAAGUCUAGUAUAACUCUGGUACUAAAGCAUCACCCCAGCUCUAUAAUGUAUAAUAGAUGAGGCAGAAUAUGUAUUUGUAAUAUUUUAUGGCUCAUAAGAUGUAUGAAUGGAUUUUUAAAAAGUUUUAUGACAAAGAAAUGUUUUAUGCGACUGAGCUAUGCUUGAGCUUGCCCAAGCCUGCCAAUGGAAAGAGAAUGUUUUACAAUGAAAUAUCUUUCUAUAUGUUAUUUUUGAACAAUGUCUGUAAUGAAGCACUAUGACAAAGUGGAUAUCCGUCAUUUGAUCGUUCCUGCACACCAGCCGACCUGCGGGUGAAGUUUCUGUUUACUCCCAAUAUAAAUACAGCUCGUCCAUCCGCCGACUGGGGGGCAGCAAAAAAGCCAUUCAUCCCUAUAGCACAGUGUAUCAAAGUGUUUGUGUGUGUGUGUGUGUGUGUACUUUUAUCCUUGUGAGAAGUAGAGCUGUGUCCCAGUUCCAUCAUUUUUUUCUAACGGCAUUCAGAUCUAAUUUCUAGCUGUUUCCUGAGCAUCUCCAGUGUGUUUUCCAAACACAUUUCCAGUUCAUUAUUACCACAAGCCGACUGUCACCGAGUCAAACUGGAGCUUCCAAAGCGUCCACCUUACUACAGACGUAUUAUCACCAAGCAUACACAUCCAAAAAUAGGAGUUUAUAUUUGCCACUAAAAUGGACUCUGUGAGUGAUACAUGACAUUAUUGGGUUGCGACUGAUGCAUCAAUGCACGAAAGGCAUUUUAUUGUGAAAAUGUGUCAGUUGUAGGCAGUUUUAACUACUGCUGCUAAAAAUCUCCCCUCAUGGUUGACAUUGUUUCCUUUCUAUCCUUUUUGUGAAAUCUUGGACGGUUUUUGCUUUGUGGCCCUUAAAAAGCUACUUCAAAUAAUGUCACCAGUGUGGUGGAUAUGCAAGGAGCUUCAACCACACUGCAUUUUUGUCACAAGUCCAGCAACAAUGUUCAAUCCAGUGUUCAGUGUUAAUCUGAAAAGCUCCAGAAAGUUGCUCCAAAGUGGCAUAAAAUGGAAAGACUCAAAGUACAAAGUACUCCAAUUUGUACGUAAGUGCAGUUCUUUAGUAAAUGUGCCUUGUUACUUUCCACCACUGACUAAAGUAGGAAAAACAAAUCAUUUUACUAAUACUGUCAGUAAGAAUAUUUUUCAGCAUUUCAGAUCUCUUCAUUGAGUUCCCCACUAUGGUGAUAAAAUAAACAUAAUUCAGGUGGCGUCACAUUUCAAAAUGAAUGGGACAGAGCUCAGCUGUACAGAAGAAAUGUAUCCAGUCGUCACUUUAACCAAGGGCUAGUUUAGUUUAGGAUUCAGCCAGCCAUUAAAUAAUCAUUUGGAUGGUGAACGAAAGCUAUGACGAUCAUUCAGCUAUCCAGUAAACAAACCAGAAAAACAUGCUCUUUCUGAUCUGAUUUACAGUUUAGUCAGGAUUAGGAUCAGCAUACAUUGCAGAAGCAUUAAAUAACAUUUAUCACUGUAAUAGGUUUAGGCUUUAGAUAAGAUUUAGGUCUGGGUUAGAGCAAGGCUUAACUUUACAUUUAGAGUGGAACCUCUUUCAAUUAAGAUUAGAAUAUUACAUUUAGGUAGGGUUAAACUGAGGUUAUACUUGUAAAAGACUUUGUUAUAGACUUAAAUGAAGUUCAAUGGCUUUUCGUGUGGUCCAUUGGUCAUUAGUAUAAGUGUAGGGAACUCAUCAUUGUGGUUUUAACAAACAGCACCAUCCAAAUCUUCAGUCAUUCUAGGUAUUUAGCAUUAUCCUAAAUGUGACUUAAAAAUGAAGUAAUGUGCACGGCAUGACUGAACUUCAAAUGCUGUCUAAGGAACGGGGAAACUAUUGGUUUGCACUUGAUGUACCUUUGAAUUGCAAAAAUGUCAUCUCUUCAUACCGUGCCAUAAAGAGCAACUGGCAAGAUACAUUUUUUAUGAAAUUUAUACUUAACGUUGGAAAUGACUAUUUGAAAGUGACAGAACAGCAGUAAAAAUUGGACGUUUUGAGCAAAAGCUCCAAAAACACAGCACAGUUAAUACAUUCAUCAUGUGUUUUCAUGUGCUGUAAUGUUGGUGUGGUGUCAGGUUGUGGGAGAUACUGCAGUAAUGACGAAUGCACCGUUAGCCAGUACUGCAGUGUUUGUACUGAUUCUCUCCACCUGUGCUUCACCAUGACUCACUGCAACCUCAGACCUGUCCAUAGUUCAUCAGGUAGUAUAACUUUACUUGUAUAUUUAGCAUUAGCUGUGCUUAUUCUGUCGGACACAAAUUCACAGCAUUUGCAUUAGGCCAAAUUAUCCUUGAUACUGCUGCUCCAACCACUGAUUACUACUGCUCAGACUCUGGCUCCCAAGAACUGCACCAGAGCAAGAUGGCUGCGCCCAGAUCCAGGACCAGCCCUACUCUUACCCUGAUAGUCUUCCCCUAACCCUAGCCAAUCAUCACUUACCAUGCCCAAACCUAACCAAUCCAACCAACAAAGGAAACGAGUACUAACCAAUCAGAGGCAGUGUGGGGUGGGUCAUUCCUUUGCCAUCUCAGGAAAAAGUUUAGUAUUUUGCCUUCAUUUUUGUACAGCGGGAAGGGGACUGCAUCUCCACCCAGAGUGCCACAGGCCAUGUUUCUAUGGCUAUGGUUCACACAGCGUCCCAACUUUUUUGGAACAGGAGAAAACGACAAAGCAUUUUCAUGCACAGAUGAUUUUAGUCCCGAGUUUCCCAAGAUACACUGGGUAAGGUCACCAGCUGCUCCCAAAAUGCUGUGGUUGUCCUUCAGAGGUGGAGAUAGGAGUUAAGAAGAGAGGGGAGGCAGUGUAAGGUCUUCACAAGGAUACAGUCGACUGUGUGUGUGUGUGUGUGUGUGUGUGUGUGUGUGUGUCCAGUGACCAUGGCCACAAGAGCCGCCUCCACCCCAACACCACCGCCAAACACUGAAAGGACUGACCUAGUAAAAGCAUAUUAGCUUUUGUAUUGGAACCUCAAUCCUUCUAAUUGUUUCAACAACACCAGUCAAGUG
Molecule: messenger RNA, 8259 nt
Organism: Chelmon rostratus (copperband butterflyfish)
Lineage: Eukaryota; Metazoa; Chordata; Actinopteri; Chaetodontiformes; Chaetodontidae
Gene: clmna
Product: calmin a
Exons: 13
Coding region: 178-3795 (1205 amino acids)
Biological process (GO): nuclear migration
Cellular component (GO): meiotic nuclear membrane microtubule tethering complex; cytoplasm; nuclear outer membrane
Molecular function (GO): actin filament binding
Source: RefSeq, a predicted model, not a curated record